UUCAUUAGUUGUAUUCCCUGAAUGACUAUAAACCACCCAUUUCUAAAGCGAAAAUGACCCAAAUUACUAAGGCAGCCAUCAAAGCUAUUAAGUUCUAUAAACAUGUGGUACAGAGUGUUGAGAAAUUCAUUCAGAAAUGUAAACCAGAGUACAAGGUACCCGGACUUUAUGUUAUUGACUCCAUUGUGCGGCAAUCUCGACAUCAGUUUGGUCAAGAAAAGGAUGUGUUUGCACCCAGAUUUAGUAAUAACAUCAUUAGCACUUUCCAGAAUUUAUACCGUUGCCCUGGGGAUGACAAGAGUAAAAUAGUGAGAGUAUUAAACUUAUGGCAGAAGAAUAAUGUAUUUAAGAGCGAGAUUAUUCAGCCUCUUUUGGAUAUGGCAGCAGGAAUUCCUCCUCCAGUUGUCACACCUGUUUUGGCCAGUUCUACUGCUGCUAUGAGCAAUACCCCAGGAACGCCUGUGACACCUGUUACUCCUGCCAAUGUGGUCCAAGGCUUACCUGAUCCAUGGGUAUCUCAGAUAACAAAUACAGAUACCCUUGCAGCUGUGGCUCAGAUCUUACAAAGUCCUCAAGGCCAACAGCUUCAGCAGUUAAUACAGACAUUACAGAUACAACAGCAGAAGCCCCAGCCCUCCAUUCUACAGGCCCUGGAUGCUGGUCUUGUUGUUCAGUUGCAGGCUCUUACGGCACAGCUCACAGCUGCAGCUGCAGCAGCCAACACUCUUACUCCCUUAGAACAAGGAGUCUCCUUUAACAAGAAGCUGAUGGAUAGGUUUGAUUUUGGGGAAGAUUCUGAACAUACUGAAGAACCCAAAAAGGAAAUUCCAACUUCUCAACUUUCUCAUGUUUCAGAAUCGGUGAACAAUUCCAUUUUUCAUCAGAUAGCAGAACAACUACAACAGCAAAACCUUGAACAUCUCAGACAACAGCUCCUGGAACAGCAACAGCCUCAAAAGGCCACUCCUCAGGAUAGUCAAGAAGGAACAUUUGGGUCUGAGCAUUCAGCAUCACCAUCACAAGGGAGCAGUCAACAGCAUUUUCUUGAACCUGAGGCCAAUUUGGAUGAUUCCAUAGAUAUUCAGCAACAGGAUAUGGAUAUAGAUGAAGGGCAAGAUGGCGUAGAAGAGGAGAUCUUUGAACAAGAAGCUAAGAAAGUGGCUGUUCGCUCAAGAUCAAGAACACAUUCGCGAUCUCGUUCAAGAUCACCAAGAAAACGAAGGUCUAGGUCACGGUCUGGUUCUCGAAAGCGUAAACACAGAAAGCGAUCACGCUCCCGCUCAAGAGAGAGAAAAAGAAAAUCAUCACGUUCAUACUCAAGUGAGAGGAGAGCCAGAGAAAGGGAAAAAGAACGACAGAAAAAGGGAUUACCUCCAAUUAGAUCUAAAACAUUAAGUGUAUGUAGUACUACUCUCUGGGUUGGCCAGGUGGACAAGAAAGCAACACAGCAAGAUUUAACCAACCUUUUUGAAGAGUUUGGACAAAUUGAAUCCAUUAAUAUGAUUCCUCCCAGGGGCUGUGCUUAUGUGUGUAUGGUUCAUCGACAAGAUGCAUUUCGAGCUCUUCAGAAACUUAGUUCUGGGUCAUAUAAAAUUGGGUCCAAGGUCAUUAAGAUUGCUUGGGCUUUAAACAAAGGUGUAAAAACAGAAUAUAAACAAUUCUGGGAUGUGGAUCUUGGAGUCACUUAUAUACCAUGGGAAAAAGUUAAAGUGGAUGACUUGGAAGGUUUUGCAGAAGGAGGCAUGAUUGAUCAGGAGACUGUAAAUACUGAAUGGGAAACUGUGAAAAGCUCAGAACCUGUUAAAGAGACGGUCCAGACAACUCAGAGUCCAACUCCAGUUGAAAAGGAGACAGUGGUCACAACCCAGGCAGAGGUUUUCCCUCCACCUGUUGCUAUGUUGCAGAUCCCAGUAGCACCAGCCGUGCCUACAGUUAGUUUAGUCCCACCAGCGUUUCCUGUGUCAAUGCCGGUUCCUCCUCCUGGGUUCAGUCCAAUUCCUCCACCUCCUUUUCUACGAGCAAGUUUUAACCCUUCACAACCACCUCCUGGUUUCAUGCCUCCUCCAGUUCCCCCACCUGUUGUACCACCGCCUACGAUUCCACCAGUAGUACCAACAUGAGAAAAUAUUUAUUUUAUCAUCUA
This is a messenger RNA of Galeopterus variegatus (Sunda flying lemur), 2143 nucleotides long. RefSeq names its product protein SCAF8. Lineage: Eukaryota; Metazoa; Chordata; Mammalia; Dermoptera; Cynocephalidae. The record is from RefSeq and is a predicted model, not a curated record. Bases 54 to 2120 code for a protein of 688 amino acids. Gene Ontology annotation, molecular function: RNA binding. Gene Ontology annotation, cellular component: nucleus. The transcript is spliced from 18 exons.